This is a messenger RNA of Exaiptasia diaphana, 347 nucleotides long. Its product is annotated as serine incorporator 3. Gene Ontology annotation, cellular component: membrane. The annotation marks the transcript as partial. The transcript is spliced from 4 exons. Lineage: Eukaryota; Metazoa; Cnidaria; Anthozoa; Actiniaria; Aiptasiidae. The record is from RefSeq and is a predicted model, not a curated record.
UCUUCAUGACUCUGUUUUUCUGCUUAGCAAUCAGUGGUUUUAUAGUUGGAUAUGUCUACUUUACUGAGGCCUCUGGAUGCUCUCUGAACAAGUUCUUCAUAAGUUUUAAUCUGAUUCUCUGCAUUGUGAUCUCCGUCAUUUCGAUUUUUCCAAAAGUACAAGAAGUUCAGCCCAAGUCUGGUUUGCUACAAGCAUCAAUCAUUUCUCUGUACACAAGUUACCUGACGUUAUCAGCACUUGCCAGUGAGCCUACUACAGCAGUCGUUGUUGGUAAUAAAACUAUCAAUACUGUAUGUGGAGAUGCCGAGGGACUCAAUAUCUCUGGAACUGGUGUUGAAGGGUCAGAA